ACUCCUCAUUUGUUUACCAACACACACAUACACUCUUCUCCUUUCUUCAUACUUUCCCCACCAGCACCACCAAAAAAUCGAUAACCAGGGAGGAUCCCCACCACCACCAUCAGGAGAGAACCUACCCAACCUUUCACCACCACCAGCAGCAGCACACUUUCUCUCCUCCACACUCCUUCUCAGGCCACUGACGGCCUCCUCCACACAAAUCACAGACAAAUAAAUUAACUAACUGCAAUGUUGUCGGGUCUGACCUCCCAGCUGGGCGGUUUGAUAACCUCCGUGAAGGCCAAGGCUGGUGAAAGCAAUACGCCGACCUCGGAGGACGGCGCCACCCCAACUGCUCCUGAUCCUGCGGCCGAACAGACUCUCAACAAAAGCAGAAGUGGGAGCACUUCAGGGGCUGAUGGUGCCACUGCCAGUGCGACGGGAGGAGGAGUGGGCGCGGGAGCGGCGGCUGGGAUAAUGAACCUCCGGUCAUCGCUGCCCUCCUGGCUUGGUGGCGGAGGAGCUAAAGACGACCCUUCCGCCGCCACACCACAACAACCAACAACGAACCAAGUAGACAAAGAUCCACAUUCCGAUGCGGGUUCCAGCGACACGGGUGGUGCGGACUCGGAAAAGGAGCGCACACUGUUGGACGAGCUAUCCUCGAACAACGCCGCCGCCGCCGCCGGAGGAGCCGCCCCUCCAACAACCGAAAGAAUAAAAAACGUGGGUUCCUUCCUCUUCUCCACGAUCAAAGGAGCAGGACAGAAAAUCAAGGACACCAAUCCGCUGGAUCGCUUUCAAAAAGAGCAAAACUUGUUCCUCUCUCAGGCGAAAAGCAGUAUGAGCGGCAGCGGAGUCGCCCCCUGGGUCGGCCACGUCAAGGAAGAAGCGCUGAAAGAGGAGGUCCUCGGCUUGAGCGGGGACCGUCGCAACUUUGUCCGCUCUCCCCCGACGGGCGUUUCCUUUGAGUGGAACUACGAGGAGAUGCUCCCCGUGGCGAAGGCCAUAUUAAAAGAGGAUCCAAAUCUGGAGAAGAUGCGCUACGAACUCGUUCCAAAAAUGGUCAGCGAGGAGAACUUCUGGAGAAACUAUUUUUACAGAGUCAUGCUCCUCAAGGGGUCGCUUGAGUCGGAGAGUCAACCAAAAAAGCAGGACAGCAUUGACACGGACGAGGAGGAGGAAGUCGUGGAUGCAGAGUUGGAAAAAGAGCUGAACGAGGAGUUGAAGGGGUUUGAGGUGGUGAAGAAGACCUCGGAAAAAGACCUCGAUUUUCUGAAAUAAUCACCGAACAAGAACGUGACCGGAACCACAAAAAAAUCAAUCAUAAAAAAUAGUAGCGAG
Messenger RNA from Folsomia candida, 1332 nucleotides. RefSeq names its product synapse-associated protein of 47 kDa. The transcript has 7 exons. The record is from RefSeq and is a predicted model, not a curated record. The coding region runs from base 238 to 1272 and encodes 344 amino acids. Gene Ontology annotation, cellular component: cytoplasm; synapse. Lineage: Eukaryota; Metazoa; Arthropoda; Collembola; Entomobryomorpha; Isotomidae.